Pangasianodon hypophthalmus (striped catfish) is the source of this 5349-nucleotide messenger RNA. Its product is annotated as soluble lamin-associated protein of 75 kDa. Lineage: Eukaryota; Metazoa; Chordata; Actinopteri; Siluriformes; Pangasiidae. Gene Ontology annotation, molecular function: acyltransferase activity, transferring groups other than amino-acyl groups. The record is from RefSeq and is a predicted model, not a curated record.
AGUGUGCUUUAGCUACUUUCCCCUGAAGAGAUUUGGCAGCAUUACUGUGCUUACACUUCAGGCACAGAGAUACUGACAGCUGGUGAAGUAGGUUGCUGGAGGCUUACUGCAAGAAGAAAAGAUGUGUGUUUACAUGAAGUGCAGUAGCCAUGCUGUUGAUGGGAAGCAGCUGUGAGGCGUGAGCUCGCGCGCGCUGCACCACGGGAUGCAGGGAUGGGCUUCCCUGUGGAUGUGCUGGAAGCCACGAGUCACAGGGAGCUGCAGAGCUCAGCCGAUAGGUACAUGAAGGAGCUGCUUUACAGUGACCCUGACCAUGCCCACUAUUUCACACUGCCCAGUGGCGAGAAGGUUCAGCUCAGCUUCUCCAAUGUAGGCCCUGUUCCUCUGUAUGGAGUUGAUUCCCAGCACAAUGUCCUGGCUCUGUUCACCCCACAAGACCAGCAAACAGUCACGGCUUUGCAUUUGAACAGUCAGUGGUACUCUGUGGAAGAUAUCCUGAAAACAGCAAACUGCACACGAGAAGGCCUUAUCAAGGUGGGGUCUGUGGGUGAGAGAAUCGUCCUGUAUGUGUUGAACCGCAUUGUAUACCGCACUAAAGAGAUGGGAAGUGGAGAGAUGGGUUUCCUGUGCCACAGUGAAAACGACUACGCCAAAAUCCUCUGGAAGAAUGGCCAAGCUGUGGGCUUCUACUCAGUCAAACCAAAAGGUAAUGUUUGUAAUAACUCUUUGGAGCAGCGCUACUUCCUCCCUGUCAUGGACUCCAUAUUUGUGAGGAAGGCUCACCGGGGAAAAGGUUAUGGGCUGCAGAUGCUGGAGGAUUUUGUGGAUUCAUUUAAUGAGGAUGAACUUGGCCUGAAGUACCCUUUGACUCCAGCUAUGGCAAAUGUGUGUAGGCAUUAUCUGGACCGCUCCCCGGCGGAUGUAGGCUUGUUCUGGGAGGUGGAGGGUGUCGGUGGUCCCUAUCAGAGGACCAGAGUGGCUUAUAAACUCACCUCUAGACCACUGAAAGGUGGCCAUGCCGACGAUAAUGCGCAAAAUGUAGAUAUGGUGGAGGACGAAGUGGAGGAAUCAGAGGACAUCAUUCUUAACAUCACAGAGGAAAUCAUUUUUGUUAACAAGCAUCAUACAGUAACUGAAGAGAAAGACACGCAAAUCUCCACGUUCACUCGGCGCAAUAAGCACAGGCAGAGGACACGCGUCAGAGAUGAAGAGGAGGCAAAGGGGAUGGAUAUCCGGCCAGCCAAAAUCAACAGGUUGGAGGCAGAAGAAGAGGAGAAGAAGGAGUUCGUCCCUGCUGAUGUCCCUGAGACACUGGUACUGGAAGAACUGGAUGAUGGUCAGACUGCGGACACUUCAGAGGAGCCAGCUGCAGAGCAACAGGAAGCAGCUCCUGUAGCUGAGGCUGACCAAGAAAUGGAAGUAGACACUACAGCUCAUGUGCAACAAAAAGAGGACGAUGCCCCUGCAGCUGGGGAGGAUUAUCCAGCGGCUGAAGCAACACAAGAACUAGCUUCUGCAUCUGAGAAACAGGAAGUAGCGUCUGCAGCUGAGAAGGAACAGGAAGUAGAUCCUCCAGCUGAGGAACCUUCUCCACUUUUCACUCGUCCUCAGGGAGAACAAGGACAGGAGGAGGUUAGGGAUGUAGUCAAUGACACAGCUGAGCAGUCUCCUAAGGAAGAGCCACUGAAGGAGGAAGAAGAGGAGGCAGUUCUAAAAGAGGAUGAGAUGGAUGAAGAGGGAGAUGAAAACAACCUAAACAAUCUUUCUGGUUUUUCAAUGACUCUUCGACGAUCCAGAAACAAAGCAGUGCCUCUAACGUCCAAACGCACCUUUAAGAGACUGAGAAAGAAGGCAUCGGAGAGGAAGAGAAAGGAAGAGGAAGAACAAUGGGAGGCAGAAGUGGUAGAAAACGACAACGGAAUGAGCACAGAGGAAGAAAAGGUAACAAAAGAAGAAGAGGCAGAGGCAGAGCACAGCUCAGAAGAGGAGGAGCGGGAGGAACCACCAAUGAUUGACAAGAGGGUGCUGAGGGGGACAACCAAAGUGAUCCAGACCAUGCGGCAAACUAGAUCCAUGCGGCAAACUAGAUCCAUGCGACAGGGCAAGAUGUGAACACACACCACAUACACACUUGCUCACUGAAUCUCCCUUAACGUACACAUUUCCAAGAUACACGAAACAGUACAGAACAGAGGUUUAAGCUCUUCUGCUUAACAUAUACAGUAGAAGAGCUUAUAUAUACAGUAUAUCGAAACAAAUACAUAUAAAGCUUAAACCUGAUGUGCAGGGUUUUAUAGUGCUGGGUUUUUAUAUUGAGGUUUGGGGUUACGAUAAUUCAGUUAUAACUAUUGCUAAAGCUUUUUGUGAACUCACUUUUCAUUACUUGAACAGAAAAAAAUAUAAUUUUAAAUAAAAUAUUACAGCUCUUCCUAUCUUUCCUAUACAAAAUGUUCACUAUUAAACCCAAUCAUGAUUACUUCCUUGUAUAACCGAUGCUUUGUUUUAAUACUCUUUGUAAAAUACCUUUCAACUUCUCCUCACUUUUUUUAAACCAAGAUUUAAGCUUGUACAUUCAGGGUAAUGUUAUAAUUAACAUCAUAACUAUAAAUCAUAUAAAUCCUGACAUCAUAACUACUAUGUUACGGCUUUAAGCUUCACUUUUUAAUUGACGUUUGCUGCUCAAGUUUUAAUACUUGCUGCUAUUAUUAAUUUUGCAAUGGAAGUGGUUAUAUACACCAUAAACACAUUUUACAGAGCCUUAUACAGUGCCUUGCACAAAUACUCACCCACCCUUUGAGCUUUUCCACAUUUUGUACUGGAAUUAAAAUGGGUUUAAUUGAGAUUGUAUGUCAUAAAAUCUACAAAAUAGUCCAUUAUAGUGAAUCACUAUAUUUUGCAAAUCAGUUGUCAUCAGAAAUCAUUAUAAUUAGUUAAAUAUAGUGAACCUGGGUGGAAUUAAAGUGUCACAUGACCUCUUGGUUGCUUUUCUGGUGCCCUCCUUGCCUGCUCACUGACUUUUGGUGGACGGCCUCCUCUAGGCAGAGUUACGGUUGUGGCAUAAUCUUUCCAUUUAUUAAUAAUGGAUUUAAUGAAGCUUUGUGGGAAGUUUGGAAUAUUUUUUUACAACCAACCCCUGAUUGAUAGGUUUUCAGAACUGUCCCAGACUUGCUCUGAUAGCUCCUUGGUCUUCAUGAUGCUGGUUGUUUAGAUAUGUUCUCUAACAGUCUUUGGGAACAAGUGUAUUUAUAUAGAGAGACGAUGUGGUGACACUUGAAUUGCACAAACUUCAUUCAGCUAAUUAUAUGACUUCUGAUGACCACAGGUUGCACCAGCACUAAUUUAGGCAUUUCACAGCAAUGGGAGUGAAUACUUAUGCAAUCACAGCUUUUAUGAUUUGUAUUUUUAAGUAAUUUUGCAAACUAUAUAACUAUAUAAAAUUAUAAUCUAUAAACUACAUAACCUCCUUUUUUAAUAUUAUGAGCUAUUUUAUGUAGAUUCAUGACAUAUAAUCCCAAUUAAAUCCAGUUCAGUUCCAGGUUAAAGCAUGCAAAAUGUGGAAGAUUCAAGGGUGAUAUAUAUAUAUAAAUUACCUUAAGAUUUGGUUUGUUAUCUUGUCACAGACAAAGACACAUAUACAUGUUAUUUUUACAGUAUAAUUUCUUCUUUGAAUUAUAUAGGAUAGUAACAAAUUACAGGAAAAAUCAAGAUCAAGUGUUGUAGUAAGAUGCAGGAACACCAUGCGCUACCAGAACAGCUUCAGUGCACCUUGCCACAGAUUCUACAAGUCUCUAGAAUGUCAUUCUCCAAACGAUAUUCCCUCAGUUGUUGUUUUGAUGGUGAUGGUGGAGAGCUCUGCUGCACACAUCGCUCCACAUUGCUGCACAAAUCGUUCUUUAUUCUCUUCUAAGAAUUGGGAGAAUGCCUAAGAUUCCUGCAAAAACCAUGGCAUAUGAUUAACAUCAGUUUCAUACUCAUCAAACCACUGUGAGCCCUUGUGCCCUGUGGAGGGGGGCGGAGUCAUUCUGGGGAAGACCACUCCCAUCAAGUGUAGUAAUGUUUCGUUAAAGGAUAAAGUUUUUUCUUUCUUUCUUUAAUUUGUCACCUAUCUGCAUGCUUUUAUUUCCUUUUUUCCUGUUUCAUACUCAUGAGUCUGAAGGAUUAACAUAAAAAUAUAUAGACAUUGUCUAAUUUCAUUGCUCCAAGGAUUGAGAAUUUUGCUUGCAGUACUUUUGAUAUCUUUUACAUAAACUAAUAAAAAAUAGAAUAUUAUCAAUGGCUAAAGCUGGUAUAGCUCCUUAUGGAGCUGGUGCCCUGUGUAGUGUACUAUGAAAGACGUAGGGGGGAUUUCAAAUACAGCCAGUGAGUUAAUUGUGAGAAUUUUUUAUGUAGUAUGCAGUAUACUAAACCUUUAUGGGCUUAAACAUUUGAUUUUUAACACGUAUAUUAGUCAAAGCGCAUUUAUUUUAGGUCAUAUUUGUUUAUCUGAGUCUGUAUCUCUUUUUAUACAUCAUCCCAAAGUGAAUUUAUUUCUUUAUUCAUUUCUCUAACUUGCAUCUGCCACAUGAGGGAGCUCUAAGAUUUAAAAAAAUUACACUGCUGAUGGAUUUUCCUAAACAUACAUCAAUGGCAUUUAUAGUAGAAACUAUUGUCAGGUGUCACGCUGUGCCUGUGUGAACCUUGUGUUGGGUUUCGUGUUCUGUACUCUCACCUGUAAAUGAUUGUCAGACCCAUGAGGAUUGCAGUUACUGUACUUCCGACGGACGAGAAUUGUUGCAUGCAUGUGAAACACAAUUCAGAUUUCCAAUAUUAUACACAAAUGAUCAUCUCAGCCCUUUCAUGCAAAUCUAUUUUUCUGUGAUUUUAUUUCUGUAGCCAAUACAUUUUUUUUUGACAUUUAUUAAGUUUAUUCAAUGUUCUGGUUUAGGAUUCAUCCUUAAUCAUCCAUCCUGCCUUUCUUUCUUUGAUUGACCAUGUUGAUGUAAACAUUUGGCUGCAUAUGCUCAAUUACAAGCUUAUCAAUUAUGUUAUUUCUGAUUAAUAUGGAUGAAAUAUAAGAAUCAGUGUUGUGCAUCUGUUCCAUAUCAGCACAGGUCUUUGAACUGCGUGAACGUGCACAUAUGGAGAGGAGGUGAAAGGAUAAUGUGGUGCCAGUUUUUGAUGAAGAAAGGUGUGUGUGUGUGUGUGUGUGUGUAAGGCAGUUCUUUUUGUAAUUUUGAACAAAAGCCCCCCAGCUGCUCAGUCUCCACUUACUGGCCCUGGUUCACUAGAACCACUUUCAUCCCCCCCCAAAAUAUUUUUAUUUUUUUUUCUCUAUCUAUCUAUCUAUCUAUCUAUCUAUCUAUCUUGAGU